Molecule: messenger RNA, 7664 nt
Organism: Oryzias melastigma (Indian medaka)
Lineage: Eukaryota; Metazoa; Chordata; Actinopteri; Beloniformes; Adrianichthyidae
Gene: arhgef28a
Product: Rho guanine nucleotide exchange factor (GEF) 28a
Exons: 36
Coding region: 404-5578 (1724 amino acids)
Biological process (GO): regulation of Rho protein signal transduction
Molecular function (GO): guanyl-nucleotide exchange factor activity
Source: RefSeq, a predicted model, not a curated record
AAAAAAUAAACAGCCUUUAAACCAAAAAGGAAAUGUUUUUGAGGUUGGAGUUUAAUUUCGUCCAGUUUUCUGUGUGUAACAUCCCUCCCGGGUCGUGUUAGACCGCCACGCGGGACCGUGGGUGCCUGCAGCCCCGGUGAGCGCGCGCGUGUGAGGGGGGGCUGGGUCAACGCUGGAAACCAGGCUGGAGAGGGGAAAGAAGAAGCAGUCUUUCCUGACGGCGACACCUGCACACAAACACGCGCCUGGGAGUGGGAGGGAAGCAGAGAAGCGACGCCGAAACAGCCCGACGGGGAAGUAAAAGCGGCUUUAUUGACGUCUGGACUGGAGGCUGAAACUGCAGGAGUUCCUCCAGCGGGCGGGGAGGACGACGGCAGGCAGGUAUCGAGUGGAUGAGAAGAACAUGGAGCUGAAUAGAAAAGAGGUGCCUUUAUAUGGACAGGUGGAGGGUCAAAUCACAUUACAAGCAAGAGCUCCUGUGGAUGCAGAAUAUUACGUGGUUACAAAAGGAUCAAGGCUUACACAUGUAACCCCUGCAACAGCAUGUGAAGACGGACAGACUCUCUGCUUCACUGUUCCAGGUCAUGACCGCGUGGAAGCUGUGUCAGUCACACCUUACGUUUGCACAAAGGAUCAAGUUAAUCCAUGUCAGGGUCAGACUUCCCUUCAAUAUGUCAAGGAUCUUGCCCAGGAAGCAGCCGAGUACUUAAGUGCAAACAUUAACCAGCUUGACCUUCAGAACUACAGCGAUAUCCUGAAGAGGUUUCCUGCUUUGGGACUGGUCGUGGAUGAGGAAGUCUAUGAUGGACUGUCAGACUGCAGACGAAGUUCAGGCAGUGAAGCCGAUGUGACCCAGCUGGAUGAAAAGAUCACACAAGCCCUGGCUAACAUGGAUUACCCUUGGCAGUGGGAAGGAAAAGACAGUCAGCCCGGACAAGAUUCUGAACUUCGAUCCAGAGAAAGUCUCCUACAACUUGCAGUACGUCUGGGUUUGGUCCACCUUACCCGUUUUUUAAUUCACCAACCGACAGAUCAGAGCGGAGAAACACCCGUCCACCGGCCUCACGGCACGCUUUCGAUGCUGUCAAGUUCUUCGGGAUCUGCUGGCGGCCUCCUUCCUGGUCUUUGGUGCUUGUGGUCUGACAGCUCCAGCAUGCUGAGGUUUUGUCCUGGGAGGAACUCUGUCGUCCUCACAGUGCAGCAGGCAGGUGACGGCUGCCCUCAGGACAGCAUUCUGCUCCUUCAAAAAAGCCUUAAGGACCCCAGUAUCCACAAGCUGAUCAAAAUUCUCACAGCUGAAGCUUCGGAGGAGAAGACAAACAGAGACGAAGGUCAUCUGAGCGAUGAAGGCAGGGACGUCCACGUGGAGGAGGAUGUUCUGGUGGAUAAUGUUUUUGAGGAACAGCUUGUUCUGUCGUUGGACGAAGAUGAAGAAUACUUGUCCUCAUUAUCAGUAAAUGGUCAUCCUCUGCCAUCCAGUGAAGAUCAGCAGCAGUUCAUCCAGACUUCCACCAACGCCGGACUCUUCAUGAACAGCCAAAGCAGCCUGCAGACUCAGUUCCAGAAGAGCGAUGUUGAGUUCAGAGUUCGAGGCGUGACGUGCAGCAGCACGGGGACCGACGACUCUUUAUGGGACUCUGAAGACAUUUUUCUUGCCACCGACACGCCUCCACCUCGUUUGGAUGACCUUUACUCCACCUCUGCACCCCGGCUGUCCCCACUCCAAAGACUCCAGAGUUGUCCUGCCUCCUCUGAGCUGACAAAUCAGAGAGAAAGUCCGCCGGUGGAAACCUGCGACCUCAGUCUGGUGGCUCUGGAAGUUGACAGUGAAGAAGAGAACAGACCAAAGUCUCCACUGACCAUUCUUGAGAAAACUGAUGCCAGGAAGGAAAUCUCUGGUCCAGAUCUCACCUGCACCCGCAGCCAGUCGGCCUCAGCAUGUGAACCCAGUUUGAAAGAUGUAAGUGAUGAUGGCGGUCGGUUGCGCUCCUAUUCCUACUCCUCCUCCAAAAUCAGUUUCCGUCCUCGCUUUUCCAAGGAGCACACAGGAUCGGACAUCAGCUCCGAUGCUGCGCUCCACAGUGUCAGCCACAGCCGAUCUCUCCUUCAGGCCCUCUCUCUGUCUAAAUCCACCCUGUCUCUGUCUCUGCUCCACCAUGGUAAGCAAAGAGUCUCCACUAUUUCGGAUCAGUCGCAUGAAAAAAGGGAGAUUAGGUUCCGUAAGCGUGCCCAGUCUGCUGACGAUGAGGGCAGCAUGGAGCUCGCAGAGUCGCUUCAGCAUCUCACCCUGUCUGAGUUUCUCAAAGAAAUCGAAGAAGAGGAGUUGGAUAAAUACAACAUCCCAGCCAAGACGGAGUCGGAGAAGUACAAAGUCAUUCGGACCUUCAGUUUUCUCAAGAACAGGAUGUCCAGUACGCGCAACAAGAGCAAGGGGAAAGGGAAGGACCGAGAAGCCAAGGACAAGCUGAAUGGACAUCGCUUUGCCACCGGCUCCUGUUUAGGAGCCCCUCACUGCGUGGUUUGCGACAAGCCGGCUUCUGGAAAGGACCUCCUGCACUGUCCAGAUUGCACUGCCAUUGUCCACAAGGCCUGUAAGGAGUCUGUCCCCCCGUGUUUGAAGAAACCUCAGGACAAAUAUGCCGUUUCCACGGUGAAAAGCAGGACGGCAUCCCUCCCUCAGAACUUCACAGUCAGAGACAGUCCUCAGCAGUCUGCCAUCCCCAUCUCUUCUUCUUUACCCGUCAUGACCCCGAAGGAGAGGAGGGAUGCUGUGACGCAGUCAUACUCGCCCUCUGGAAGCUUACCCAACAGCGACAGUUUACUCAGUGAGAGCUCAGAGACGGAAUUGGAGGUCCAGAGGCUGAACGGCCAAUCAGAAGAGUUCAUGUCAACACCGCUGUCAUCCACUUCCACCGACUCGUGCUUUACUGAGGACGGUUUGGACUCAUUCGCUCACAGCUACAGCGACAUCCUGACGGAUUCUGUGGACUUUGAGGCAGAGUCAUGGAGUCUGACCGUGGAGCACAAGUUCAGCAAGAAGCAGGACAAACGAGUCGCCAAGAGGCAGGACGUCAUCUAUGAGCUGAUGCAGACGGAGUUCCACCACCUGCAGACUCUGCACAUCAUGGCGGAGGUUUUCCGGCGAGGCAUGAAGGAGGACGUGCAGCUGGAUGCUGACGCCGUGGAGCGGGUCUUCCCCUGUCUGGACCAGCUGCUCGCCCUCCACCACGCCUUCUUUAGCGCCCUGAAGGAACGCAGGCACAGCUCGGGCGUCCGGCAGGAACACAGGAACUACCUGAUCCACCAAAUCGGAGACAUUUUGCUCAAACAGUUUUCAGAUGACAGCGGAGAUAAAAUGAAGCAAGUCUACGGCGAAUUCUGCAGUCGUCAUAAUGAAGCAGUCAGUUUCUUUAAGGAGCUCCAGCAGCACAAUAAGAGAUUUCACAGCUUUGUGAAGCAACAAGGAAGUAACUCCUUGGUGAGACGGAAGGAGAUCCCAGAAUGCAUCUUGCUGGUAACUCAAAGGAUUACAAAGUACCCAGUACUGCUUGAGAGGAUCCUGCAGUACACUCAGGAGGACACCGAGGAGCAUGCAGAGCUGUCAAAAGCUCUGGCUCAGAUUCGAGAGGUGAUCGCCGCCGUGGACCAGAGGGUCAGUGAAUACGAGCGCCACCAGAAGUUACAGGAAGUGUGGAACCGCAUCGACAGCCGCAGCACGGCCAAGCUGAAGGACGGAUGCACGUUCCGCAAGCAGGACAUGAUGAGGCCGGGGCAAAUUCUCAAACACCAGGGCCAGCUUCUGUGGAAGACUGCCACCGGGCGGCUUAAAGAUGUCCAGGCGGUUCUUCUCACAGACCGGCUCAUCUUCCUGCAAGAAAAGGACCAGAAGUACAUAUUUGCUACAGUGGACCAGAAGCCCCCCGUCAUCGCUUUGCAGAAGUUGAUCGUGCGAGAAGUUGCCAACGAGGAAAGAGGCAUGUUUUUGAUCAGCGCCUCGUCGUCGGGCCCGGAGAUGUACGAGGUCCACACGUCCUCCAAAGACGAACGGAACACCUGGAUGAGGCUCAUCAGAGAGGCUGUGGAAAGCUGUCCAGAGGAAGAAGAGGAGUUUGCAUCUGAAUCAGAAGAAGAGAAGAAAGCUGCUAAAGCGCGAUUACAGAAGAUUCAUAAAGUGAAAGAGAGUUUGAUGAGCCAGGACCAGCAGAUCUGCUCCUGCCUGGAGGAGAAGCUGCAGAUCUACUCGGAGCUCUCCUCUCUAAACGGGAGGACGGGAGCUGCUCAGGUGGAAGCCAGACUGCUGGUGCAACCGCAGUCAGAGGAGCUGCCGCAGGCUGCCGGGCUGCUGGCUGCAGCGCUGCAAGAGGCUGAGAACCUGAAGACCACGCUGUCCUGUUCUCCAUCAGAGUCCAACCAGGACUCGGACACCGACUGUCUGCUCCCCGACACCCCCACAGAGCCCACGUCAGACUUCUCUGAGGACUCACCUGACAACCCAGAGGCAGGCGAAGGCUCCUGGACGGACGCUUUGGUGCUGCAGACCUCACCUGAGCUGCAAAGCGGUGAUCUGGGUAACAUGGACUCCAUGGUUGCUGAAAGUGUCCAAAGCUUGACUCGGUUGUUGUACAGUCUGCAGGCCGUCGUGGCCAUACAGGACACCUGCUACGAGGUCCAGAGGCUCCUCCUGGAGGAGAGUGGGCGCCCCUCGCCCCGCGCCCAGCGGGUGCACCUGUCCAGUCCCUGGGCGAACACCUUACAGGAGCAAGAAAAGCAGCGCAACUUGGAGAAGCAGAAGGAGGAAAUCGCGGCGGCCCAGCGGCUCCACGACAAACUGCGCCAGGACAAGGAGCGCUGGGAGCGAGAGUGUCAGGCCAAAGAAAGCCAGCAGGGGGAGCAGGAGAGCAGACUGGAGGAGAGGGAAAGGCAGUGCCAGCUGGCAGCGGAGAAGCUCAAGCAGGAGAAGGAAGAGCUGGACGGACAACUGGAGGAGUACCAGCAGAGCCUGGAGCGGCUCAGGGAGGGCCAGAGGAACGUGAAGCGGGAACGCGAGCGUCUGGAGGGCCAGGAAAGGCUGCUCCAGACCUGGAAGCACGGGCGGCAGAGCAGCCUGCCUGCUGUCAUACCUCACAUGAUCAUCCCUCUGGAUGGGCAGCAGGUUUCACCACCGAGUCCAUCCAGAGGGAACGGCUCCGUGUUCGUGAACGAGGCCGUGCUCACCGGCACCAACAACCGCCACCACAAAAGAAAUGACCCCAGCGCACACAACUGUCUCAACACCCUGCUGGCCCGAACCAACAACAGACGCUCCGCGAUAGUUCCACCUCCUCACAGCCAACACUCAGACUCCCAGGACUGGACCAUGGGAUCCGGGUACCUCCGUAGUCCUACAGAGACCAUCGGACUUCAGCACUCAAGCACCGAUCACAACGGUGAGACGUGGACGUCAGCAGCAAGCGGAACCAACCCGUAUCCAGUGUUCCCGCACCCCAGUGACCCUCAGCUGGACCUCAGCGCGCUGGUUUCCUUGGAGACUGACAGUGAUGGGGAGGAGAGCAGGGAGGAAACCAUUGUGUACCUCUGAGUUUGGACAGAGUUCAUGCUCCUAAGGAGCCAGCACUGCAGCUGUGCAGAAGAUACGACAUCCACGGGGCUUAUAUUUAAUACUGUAAAGCAUUUUGUACUAAAAUAUAUCUGCUUAUUUUGUAAAAUAUAUCUGGCAAAAAGAAGAUAAAGAUUGCGUCUCAUGUGUCUUGCACCUUAAAGAAGGCACCGCUUGGGUGUUCAGUGUCACUUUUUAUUGCGCUCUGCGUGGGGUUUAUUUUUUCCUCCUUUUGUCUCCCGCCACCAUAACCUUUCCCCUUCCCCUCCCAUCUGGCUUGCUUCUUUACCCUCGCUGCUUUUCUUCCUCGCCACACACAUUUCAUCCCUCGGGCUCUGUAUUUAUUUUAUUUGCAGCUGGGGGAGAAUAUGGAGGCCGUAUCAGUGAAACACCAGGCUGCAUCGCUCCAGCAGGCGAUUGUCCCGCCGUCAGCCAAGCUCUCAGCGGAAUAUUUGAACUGAAAGAUGAGGUCCACCCGUUUGUUGCUGAAGCCAUAAUUUAUACUUUUUUUUGUAUGAAAGAUUGUUUUUUCUCUUUACUUCUGAAAUAAGAUUGUAAAAAGAAAAGUUAGAGCUGAGUUUGUGUUUUGGUUGUAACAGGGGUUCCUAUAAAAACUAAAAUUAUCUUCAAGAGGAUAAAAAUGGAAAAAACUGAAUGAUUUAAUUCAUUUUAGGCAUCCAAAUCAUCAUAAAAGGAUCCCCAAAUAUUUACAUUUUUAUUUUUUAUUUUGUUAAAUACACCCUCCUAGUGGUUCACAAUUAAUUUCAGAAAAAUAAGGUGAUUUCAUGAUAAUCUUUAGUUACGAAACAGCUCUAUGCAAAGUGGCCUUGGUUUUAUGUACACAUGACAACUAAAUAAUUAGCCAAAUACUUCUAAAAUAAUAAUUAUCUCUCAUUUUUAUAUAUAUAUUUAUUGUCUUUUCCACAUAACACAAAACAACACAAACAAUAACCGCCCGCUCCCCCAUUUCUGCCAUCAACAAUUAUAUCAGUUAUAAUUACAACAUAACAUUGAGACAAAUAUAAGAAAAAGAGGAGAAAAAUUGUCAGGAUACAGUACUUAAAUGACUAGCAAUAAAAUAAAAUACCAAAAAACAAAUGAGAAAAAAAAAUACAGCAACAGAGAAAAAGGGUCAUUCUGUCAAUUUUGUAGAUGGGUGAUUAAAAAAAGUUAAAACGGGUUUCCAUACCAAACUAAAUUUUUGUUCAGUACCUCUUAAUAUAUACCUUAUUUUCUAAAGUUUUAAAUGAAAGAAUACAUCUUUAAUCCAUUGUGAAACUGUGGAGAAAAUGAUAAUUAUCUGACCACAUGAAGGCAGCAGGAAAGCGUUCUCAUCGUCUAGAAGCACGGAAAAAAAAUCAAAAACUCUCAAAUUUGGCCCCGUCAUCUGUCCAUCAAAUUGUAAUAGAUUCCAAAUAUUUCAGCUUAAUUUGGAACAAUUAUGGAGUUUGCUCAGACCAGGAAAACAAAGACGUACAUGGUUCUAGUCGUCCAAAAGUUGAUGCAUCAGAAUGGAGUGGAGCAGGGAACUUGUGGCUCACCCAGCAACGUUUCUGAACCACAAAUAAGGUCUUUUUCAAGCUGCACUUUUUUGUCUGCUACUGUUUCACAAUGAUUUGAUUAAAGAAAUACUCAACAAUGCAAUUUUGAGCUUAAUUUUCCCAAUAUAUGUCCUCCAUUAUCAGAAAAAUACAACAAGAAAAACACAGUUAGUGCCUAAAACAUAGUAAUUUUCCCAUACUGUUGUAUUCAACUCCAAACUUUACACUUCAUGUUGGCAUUCUGUCUUUUGUUUUCCUGUAGAAACUCUCUGUGCCAGUGCUUCAUAUUCUAUCAUACACUAUCAGAUACACGGUGCCCUAAAAUGAGGUUUUUCUAUGCCUACAAUAAGGCAGUGGCAUAUUUUGUACAUAUAUUUGUACUUUUAUUUAUUUAUUGCAAACAGAAUUGAUGUUUUUCUGUGUUUUUCAAAGAUGUUUACCUGUUGUGAAUCAUGUUUACUUGCUGUGUACUCGUGUAUUCAACAAUCAGACAUGACUGUGCUGACAAGUAAAGAAAGUAAAGUUGA